AUGGCUGGAGCCCCCACCCAGCAGGAUCCAGUGACGUUUGAGGAAGUGGCGAUCUACUUUUCUGCAAAAGAGUGGGAAACGCUGACCGACUGGCAGAGGAGCCUCUACCGGGAUGUCAUGAAGGACAACUACGAAGCCCUGGUGUCUCUAGGUAGCUCUUUUUCACUGGAAAGGAAAGGAAAUAGCAAGAUAGUAAGAGAUAGCAAAGCCAAAAGUCUCGCCGCGCAGCCCCCCAGCGUCCUCCUGGAGAUCGGAGCCUGGGAGGAGCCCUGUGGCCAGCCGACCGUUAAAGAGGAGCCGGCCCUUGAUGGAGAUGACACGGGGCUGCCGUGCUGUCCACUGGCCCGGAAGGGGAGCCAGCACCAUCGGUCCCUCUGUGAGCAGCCCGGGUGGAUGGGAGGCUCCCUCGGGCCUGAUUCUGCAGUAAAUGGAGCAGCCGGUCUGUCUCCUGGGGACGUGGGGCUCAAGCGGGAGAACUGCAGCCUGGCAGGUGAGCAGGCUGUGCCGGUGGAAUUUCAGGCUGCACCUCGAGGGGCUGGGGAAAGCGGUUUCCGGCCCCUGAGUGUCACUGCCCCCCAGCCAGGCACCCAUGAGGAGAUGCUGCUGAUCUGCACCCAAUGCCAGAAAUGUUUUCCCAUCCAUUCUGCUCUCCGCAUCCCGACGGUGGUGCCCCGUGGAGCAUUGGGGCAGGUGUGCCCUGAAUGUGAGCGCGGCCACAUUAAGAGCCCGCCGACCCCUGCUGAACCCCCAAGCCGAGCCGGGGUGUUGCCCCCCUGCUCCUGUGCACACUGCUCCACGCUGAGUGUCCGCCCGAGGGGGGUCCUCAAGGAGGAGAGGCCCUACAAGUGCGGGAAGUGUGAGAAGACCUUCCGAUAUGCCCACGAGUACAGCUGGCACCAGAAAGUGCAUGCCGGAGAGAAGACCUACAAGUGCAGCACCUGUGCCAAAGUCUUCCGGCACCAGCAGGAGCUGAUGUGGCACCAGCGCACCCACACGGCCGAGUGGCCCCACAAAUGUGGCACCUGCGGGAAGAACUUCCGCUUCAAGCAAGAGCUGGCGUGGCACCUGAAGACCCACUCUGUGGAGCGCCCGUACAAAUGCCCCGAGUGCGAGAAGAGCUUCCGGUACAAGCAGGAGUUCAUGUGGCACCAGCGGGCCCACGUGGGCGACCGGCCGUACAAGUGUCCGGAGUGCGAGAAGAGCUUCCGCUUCAAGCAGGAGUUCACCUGGCACCAGAGGAGCCACGCUGGAGAGAAGACCUACCGGUGUCCCGGCUGCGAGAAGAGCUUCCGCUACAAGCAGGAGUUCGUCUGGCACCAACGGAUCCACACUGGGGAGCAGCCGUACCCCUGCGCCUCCUGCAGCUCCACCUUCACCUGCCGGCAGGAGUACAUGCGCCACCAGCGGCUGCACGACGGGGAGAAGCCCUACCAGUGUCCCCACUGUGAAAAGACUUUCCGUCGGGGCUCCACCCUCAUCCGGCACCGGCGCGUCCACAUGGGCGAAGGGCCCUUCAAAUGCCCCCACUGCCAGCGGGCCUUUGGCCAGAGCACCAACCUCCUCAAGCACCAGCGGACGCACGGCCUGAAGAGCCAGCCGCUGCAGGCCGCCUCAGACUGGCGUCCCUGCCUGCAGGACAGUGUGCCCAGCGUGCUCAGCCUGAAGACAGUUUCAGGGGGGGCCCUGCUCCUGCUAAACCUGCCAGACCCCAACUGCGGGAGGGAUCCGGGGGCUAAGCCCGAUGCGUGGGAGCCUCAGAUGUGA
Molecule: messenger RNA, 1764 nt
Organism: Protobothrops mucrosquamatus (brown spotted pit viper)
Lineage: Eukaryota; Metazoa; Chordata; Lepidosauria; Squamata; Viperidae
Product: zinc finger protein 436-like
Exons: 4
Coding region: 1-1764 (587 amino acids)
Biological process (GO): negative regulation of transcription by RNA polymerase II
Molecular function (GO): DNA-binding transcription repressor activity, RNA polymerase II-specific
Source: RefSeq, a predicted model, not a curated record